UUAACUCUGUAAACUACAGCGACAUAUACUUAGUUCAUAUUCAUCCAGCUCGGCACAUUCGGUAAAAAAGUAGCUAGGAGGUCCAUGAAAGAAAUAGGUUCACCCGGCUUCUCACACCAAUGCCUCUCAUGUGGAAACAAAAUCACCUUUGAACCAGGAAGUACACACGUUGGACUUCCCAGGUCGCCGAAACAAAUCAGCGUGGCCAACAGUGGAGUUAGCUAAUGUGUGAUUAUUUCGUUACUUGUUAUGGUCCAGUACGUAUGGACAAAUGAAUUUACGACUACAUAACACAAAAACAAAAGUCGUACGAUGUCCAAGAGGCAGAACUGGGCUGGUUUUAAACUAAUUUGUGUUUUAAUUGAUGUACACCAACACAUCCAGUGCUUCUACUACACAUUGUGUUUGACAGUAUAAGGCCGACUGGAGCACUUAGAACCUUAGAAGGCUUGUAAAUUGAGUGUACAGGAAGUUGAAAGGCCACUGUCAAAGAUGUCGGGGCUAAUGUUGCAUAUUGAUACCACUGAUACUAGUGAGGCUGGUGGGGGUAGUAAAAAGCCAGCUGCAAACCUCAAGCACAAACGCUUCCUCAAGAGCCGACAAUUCCUUGAAAGAAAAGGCUAUCUGAAUGACAAACAAAACAAGCCCCGGCAAAAACACAGACCAUGCCCGAAUGGCAGAUUCCAACACCAGCAGCACCCAGGAUCGAAGCCUUUCCAGAGCUCUGGCAAGCAAGCGCCGGCAGUUAGCAGAUCUGUCCACGCAAAGUUUAGCCCACAUCACCAAGAAGGCGCAAGUUCCUCCACCACCUCAGCCCAUACUCACCUACAACCCUGCCUCAGUACCAGUCAAGACGGACAACAUAUGGCCCCCACUACAGCGAAUCCCAGCUCGUCCUUUUCUCAGGGAAGAACAGUUACAGCCACCUCGGAGAGCAUCAUCAUUACGCAGGCUGUCUUGGGGAGUGCGCCCCCCUGUGGUAACCCACUGAAAUACUUGGCCAUAGACUGUGAGAUGGUGGGCACAGGGCCAAAGGGCAAAAACAGUGAGUUGGCCCGCUGCAGUAUCGUGUCCUGUGAUGGGGACGUUGUCUAUGACAACUUCAUCAAGCCCCUUAAUCCGGUUACGGAUCUGAGAACCCGCUGGAGUGGAAUCCGUUGGCAAAACCUACGGAAUGCCUCACCAUUUUCCGAAGCAAGAAAAGAGAUUUUGAAGAUCGUCUCAGGCAAGGUGUUGGUUGGCCAUGCAAUCCACAACGACCUCAAGGCCCUGAAGUACAGUCACCCAGCAGCGUUGACACGGGACACCUCUCGCAUUCCUCUCCUGAACAAGAGAGCAGGCAUACCGGAGACAGAGAUUGUCUCAUUAAAGAGACUCACCAAGGCUCUUUUCAACCGGGACAUUCAGAUGGGGCGGAAUGGGCAUUCCUCCGUGGAAGAUGCGAAGGCCACCAUGGACUUGUGGAGAAUUGUGGAAGUGGACUGGGAGAAAGCAUUAACAUCCAAACCGCUUCCUCAGUGAUACACUGCGCUGUGAACCUAAUGGCCUAUGUCUACAUAUUUAAUAUGAAGACUUUUUAGCAUUCAACAUUUUCUUUGAAUGCGCAAUUUUCUUGGAAGUCACAGUGCCUCCCUGACAAAAUGUUAUGAUAUGGUUAAUGUUGCCACAAGGGGGCAGUAACAGUUCAACUUCAGGUUUUAGGGAAAUGGGAAUGUUAAAAAUGAAGAUCCUCCUACAAAGACCAGAAUCAUAUCUGUGUUGGUGCUUAAUAUACACAAUUCCUUGAAAAAAGUAAAAUAUGAUUUUAUACUUCCUA
This is a messenger RNA of Clupea harengus (Atlantic herring), 1816 nucleotides long. It is a transcript of the gene isg20l2, whose product is annotated as interferon stimulated exonuclease gene 20 like 2. The record is from RefSeq and is a predicted model, not a curated record. Lineage: Eukaryota; Metazoa; Chordata; Actinopteri; Clupeiformes; Clupeidae. Gene Ontology annotation, cellular component: nucleus. Gene Ontology annotation, molecular function: nucleic acid binding; exonuclease activity.